AUGAAGGAAGUCAAAUGUUUAUCACCUUUAUUUGUUUGGAUGAAAAUGCUUGAUAAAGGGAAUGAUAAUUUUGGAAUAUUCAAUGCUAAAGCUGAUGAAGGUAAAAAUAUGAUUUUGAUGAUAACAACUGUCAAGUAUGUUGAUGACAACUAUCAAGUAUGGCAUGGUGAAGCGACAAAAAAGAGACCUCUGUCACAUAUAAUUGAAGAUGGUGAACUUAUGAAUGAUACUCUAAAAGAUAUCAGUUGUGAUAUUAAAGUUGUUUCUUUCAAGAAUGUUAAUGUGGUAGAUACUUUGCAAAGAGACAUGGAAGAUUCGCUGUAUCCGGGAUAUUUUGAAAACUUGACGGUGUGCCUGAGGUGCGGGGAGUCACACUAUAAUAAGAAGGACAAUGGUGUUGAUGACUAUGAUGGUGUAACUAGCAAAGGUGUUCCUACCAAGGUGAUGUGGUACCUACCGAUAAUUCCAAGGUUCAAGAGAUUGUUUGCUAAUGUUAGUGACUUAACGAAUACUAGAUGGCAUGCAGAUGAAAGAGUGUGUGAUGGAAAAAUUCGCUAUUUAUCUGAUUCAUUGCAAUGGAGUAAAAUUGAUUCCUUGCAUCCAAAUUUUGCCAUUGAACCGAGGAACCUUAGGCUUGGACUUUCCACUGACGGAAUGAACCCUUUUGGUGAUUUGAGUACUAACCAUACGCCAUGGCAUGUUCUUCUCAUACUUUAUAACCUAUCUCUAUGGUUGUGCAUGAAGCGCAAGUAUAUGAUGCUAUUGAUGAUGAUUUCAGUUCCAAAACAACCAGGGAACGACAUUGAUGUUUAUUUAACGCCAUUGAUUGAAUAUUUAAGACUAUUGUGGGAGAAAGGUGUUAAUGUUGAUGAAGUGUAUACAAGUGAUAACUUUAAGUUGUGUGCUAUGUUGUUUUGCACAAUUAAUGACUUUCUUGCAUACUGUAAUUUGUAUGGGUACAACGCCAAGGGACAUAAAAUGUGUCUUAUAUGUGAAGUUGAUACAUGUCACCACCAAUUACAAAAUGGAAAAAAGACAGUUUAUCUUGGGCAUCAAAAUUUUCUAAGACCUAAUCAUCCAUAUCGUAGAUUGCAGAAGACUUUUAAUGGUAAGCAGAAUCUUGAUGUAAGAUAUUAUCUUAAUGUGAAGCAUGUGAAGAAAAAUGUAUCUGGUAGUUUGAUUGAAACACUUCUCAAUAUUAAAGGCAAGACAAAGGAUACUAAGAAAUCCCUCAAAGAUAUGGUUCUGAUGGUAAAGUUAUUGAUGCUUGGAAAUUUAGAUGGCUUGGAACACGAAGCUGCAGUUAUCUUGUGCCAAUUAGAGAUGUUUUUCAUUCCAUCAUUCUUUGAAAUUAUGGUUCACUUAGUUGUUCAUCCAGUAAGGGAGAAUGGAAUUUAUGGUUUAGUUUAUUUACGGUGGAUGCACCCAAUAGAGCGUUACAUAAAGUUUUUAAAAGGGUGUACAAAGAAUCAUCACCGUCUGAAUGUUUCGAUCGUAGAAAGGUACAUCACAAAAGAAGCUAUUGAGUUUUGUACAAACUAUUUGUUAGAAGCUUUCUUUAUAGGAAUUCAUGAGUCUCGUCAUGAUGGAUUUUAUGAUGGUAGAGGUAUUCAUGGUUUAAAUCUUAAGACAUUUUCCCGAGAAGUAGUUCUUCAAGCACAUUUGCAUAUAUUGAAUAACUUUGCUUAA
Lathyrus oleraceus (garden pea) is the source of this 1689-nucleotide messenger RNA. RefSeq lists its product as uncharacterized. The transcript is spliced from 6 exons. Bases 1 to 1689 code for a protein of 562 amino acids. The record is from RefSeq and is a predicted model, not a curated record. NCBI's taxonomy places the organism in Eukaryota, Viridiplantae, Streptophyta, Magnoliopsida, Fabales, Fabaceae.